UUGUUCCUGGACCCACUAAGAGACCGAGACCCUGGACAUACUCAGUUACCCUUCAAGAUUCAGAUCCAACCACCACAACAAAACAAGAUGAACAUCUCCAAUGACUCCACUUUUGCUCCCUAUGACUAUUAUGACAAUUACCCUGGUUAUGAACCGUGUUCUUUCAGUGACAGCAACAGUUUGAACGUUGUGGUUGGUCCUUACAUUCACUCCAUCAUCUGCAUCCUGGGCUUGGUGGGGAACAGCCUGGUCAUCUUCACCUAUGCCCUCUACAAGAGAACCAAAUCCAUGACUGACGUCUACCUGCUCAAUGUGGCCAUCGCUGACCUGCUGUUCGUGCUGGCUCUACCUUUCAUCGUCUACAACGAGCUGUACUCUUGGCCGAUGGGGCAGGUGGCCUGUAAGCUGCUGCGUGGUUCCUACAGCGUCAACCUGUACAGCGGCAUGCUAAUGUUAGCGUGCAUCAGCACCGACCGCUACAUCGCCAUCGUCCAGGCUCGCCGGAGCUUUAGGUUACGUUCGGUGUCAAACAGCCGCAUUAUCUGUUUCCUGAUCUGGAUCUUUGCCUUACUGGUGUCUGUUCCCACUUUCCAUUUCCACCAUUGGUACGAACCAUCACAUAAUAACAUCACCUGGUUCAACAGCAACGAACAGGAAGAGACAACAGAUCCACAGUAUGUCUGUGAGUGGAAAUUUGAUGACAUUAACACUGCUAGCAUAGUGAAGGUUGCUGUUCCCAGCACCCAACUGGCCAUUGGCUUCUUCCUGCCGCUAUUCAUCAUGAUCUUCUGCUACACUUCAGUCAUCAUCACCCUGCAGAAAGCUAAAAACUACAAGCGACGCAAAGCGGUCCGAGUGGUGAUGGUGGUGGUGCUGGUCUUCAUCGUCUGCCACUUGCCUUACAACCUGGCCUUGUUCUAUAAGACAGUCAAUUUGUUCAAACAGAGCGAUUGUGACGAGGAGGACUCACUGCGUACGGCGAUGUCUGUGCUGCAGAUGGUCGCCUACCUGCACUGCUGCCUGAACCCGCUGCUGUACGCCUUCAUCGGAGUGAACUUCAGGAACCACUUCAGGAGGAUCUUCCAGAACUUGUGCGGUUUAGGUCAGAGGUACAUCGCCCCGCGCCGGAUCACCUCAGAUAUCUGCAUGACCACAGUUCACCAUUCAGUGGAUGGUUCUGCUGAAAACUGUUCAUCUUUAAUCAUGUGAAGAUGUUGAUCUCAGAAGAUCUGAUUGAGACAUUCAGGUUUUUAAUGUUGUGAUCUCUGUUUUUCUGUGUUUAUUUUGAGUUUCUUUGUCUUCUGAGUCUCCGUGUUGUCCUGUCCUCCCCUUGAUUGUUCCCAGGUGUGUCUCGUUCCCUGAUUUCCUCCUGUGUAUUUAAUGUCACCUGUGUCUUUGCUUCUCUGUCGGGUCCUUGUCAUAUGUGUGAACUGUCCGCACUGUGUCCAUUCGGUUCUCCAGUUGCCUGGCUGUUUGGACUCAAUUUGGAUUGUGCUUCGAACUGUUUUUCGAGUUGUUUUCACCAUUAAAUCAUCUUCAUUCAUUUUACCUGGGUCUGCUGAGUCUGCCUCACCACCUCAUCCACCACUUCAUGACAUUUUAAUAUUCAAACUGGACUUUUACCACCAGUAUGAUGAUUUCAAAAGAAAAAAAAACAUGACAAUAUCCAUAAGUUUUGUUAUGUUGAGCUGAUUGUUGCUCAUUCUCCAUAAGAAUACUGGCUACUGUUGACAAUACAGUACUGUGUAUUGUAUGAUUGUAUAAGACCGUCCAUUUGUUCAAACACAUCGAUUGUGACGAGGAGGACUCUCUGCACAUGGCGAUGUCUGUGCUGCAGACCGUCACCUAUAGGCAUAAUUAUGACUCUAGGUACAAGUACUUAAAAUUUUACUGAAAACCAGCUGAAAAAAAUGUUUUUUGUCUAAAAGAGUUGAGAAGUUGUUAGGGGGAAAGAAGAAUAGAUUUCCAGACAGACGACUCUGUAAAUGUUUACAUUCAGUUGAUCAGAUGGAAAAACCAACCUGACUUACAAAGUCUCUGUUAUGGAUACAUUUGGACAGGAUAUGAAGAAAUAAGAUGUUUUAUUUGAAAGAUGUUUUUCUGGGCUGACUAAAAUAACCGUAAGAUAUUUCUGAUGCCCAGUUGAAAAGAUUGUUACAUUGCAGUAAGAAGAUCCUGGUUUGAAUCCCAGCCUGGAGUUUUUCUGCGUGGAGUUUAUGUUCCAGCUACCUGAGUGUAUGGGUUGUGGGGGUGUGCAUAUGUGUGUGUGUGUGCAUUGGUACAUGCAUUUAGCAGGACAUUUUGUCAGAAUACACACAACACAAGAAGGACAUUUUGAAUUAACAGGACAGAAGAGGUGUCCUGCUAAUUUUGACAAAAAUCUA
Xiphophorus couchianus (Monterrey platyfish) is the source of this 2384-nucleotide messenger RNA. Its product is annotated as C-C chemokine receptor type 6-like. The transcript has 2 exons. Gene Ontology annotation, molecular function: C-C chemokine binding; C-C chemokine receptor activity. Gene Ontology annotation, cellular component: external side of plasma membrane; membrane. Bases 88 to 1209 code for a protein of 373 amino acids. NCBI's taxonomy places the organism in Eukaryota, Metazoa, Chordata, Actinopteri, Cyprinodontiformes, Poeciliidae. Gene Ontology annotation, biological process: G protein-coupled receptor signaling pathway; positive regulation of cytosolic calcium ion concentration; calcium-mediated signaling. The record is from RefSeq and is a predicted model, not a curated record.